ACCGCCCGCCUCACCCCCCUCUUCAUCCUUCUGGGCGUCCUCCUCGUCCUUGCCGCCAUCGGCUACGUCGCCUACUCCAUCGUCCAGGACGUCUCGCGCCACACGCGCUCCAAGAUGGAAGGCAAGAACGUCCUGGUCACCCGCGAGGGGAUGAAGGUGGGCGUCCGCGAGGUCAAGGAGGAGGAGUAUGUGGAUCGGAGUCAGAGGUUUGUUCUUUCCUUUCUCUUCUCCCCGUUCGAACCCCCCGGAUAGCGUGGUUUCUUUUUCUUUUUUUUGGAAAGAAUCCCCUGGCUAACGAGCUCUUGGUGGCGGCGGCGGACAGCAUCCUCGUCAACAUGUGGAAUCACACCUCGUUCCCCGCGUACAAGAGUCGCUUCUGGGAUAUGACCAAGCCUACGAAUUGGGGGCAGGAGAGUCGGGUCGCCGAAAGUAGUAAGCGGAAGUGACUGACUGCCCUGGCGAGGCGGAUGAGGGGUUGGAGGGAGCAGCAGCAGCAGCAGCAGCAGCAGGAAAAGAGGUGUCGUGCUUUUGAGCGCGCAACAAGAUGAAUAACAGCAUCGCGCUUUGUACUCUAAGAUGGGUAUGCUUUGCUUUACCUUGCCUUGUAUUAGGGAAGGGUGGAUGAUGUAUGCAUUAUGCUGACCCUCGCUACCCUCUCUCUCCCGAAAGGAGCGCGAGGGCGUUAACGAGAUAUGAUCGUUAUGAUACACUGAGUCAAAGAUAACAUGAACAUUUGUUUGGAAUUAGCUCU
Molecule: messenger RNA, 751 nt
Organism: Aspergillus brunneoviolaceus CBS 621.78
Lineage: Eukaryota; Fungi; Ascomycota; Eurotiomycetes; Eurotiales; Aspergillaceae
Exons: 1
Source: RefSeq, a predicted model, not a curated record